Molecule: messenger RNA, 2759 nt
Organism: Gopherus flavomarginatus (Mexican gopher tortoise)
Lineage: Eukaryota; Metazoa; Chordata; Testudines; Testudinidae
Gene: ADRB3
Product: adrenoceptor beta 3
Exons: 3
Coding region: 705-2039 (444 amino acids)
Biological process (GO): norepinephrine-epinephrine-mediated vasodilation involved in regulation of systemic arterial blood pressure; adenylate cyclase-activating adrenergic receptor signaling pathway; positive regulation of heart contraction
Cellular component (GO): membrane
Molecular function (GO): norepinephrine binding; beta1-adrenergic receptor activity; epinephrine binding
Source: RefSeq, a predicted model, not a curated record
GUGUGUUUGACCGGCAGACGGUUGCAGUUUAUGUGAUGGGCUGUAGUUGCCGCGGUAACCCACCGGGAAAAGGGAGUUUGCUUGUUUUGCAGCUGUUGUGGUGCUGAGCAGAUCUGCCAGGCGCAAAGUACCCGCGGAGAAAGUCUGCUCUUGUGCUGGCACACGGGUUCUUCUCCUGCCUGAAAGUGUCCUCUCUGCAAUGGGCAGACAGCGGGGCAGCAGAGGAAAGGCACGGGGCUGUGGAGAGAGGAAGGGACGCAGGAGCAGGAGAGUUAAAUUCUCAGCCCCAGGAGAAAGGUGCAGGGGAAGGAAGGGGCAAAUGCUGGACUCCAAUAUUUAAAAUCCCCGCGGGGCAGCAGAGAAAGGAGGGAAGGGAACAGACCCGGAAAGACAGAUGCAAAUGGGCGUGUUCCGGGCUGCUUUUCUUUUUUUCAACGACCCUACGAGUGGGGCAGCCCAGCUGUGUCCUGUGCCUUUAAGGGCUCCUCCUCUGAGCAGUGCCACCGGGGUGUGUGUAGGGGGGAGCCCAUCCCCUGCUGCAGCCUUUUCAGUGCUCCCGGAGAGAUGACCCAGGCUCAAGAAGCCGCUCACACACCCUGUAUGGAGCCGAAACUCCGAGCGCUGCGGGGAGUUUGCAAUUAAAAGCUGGCGCCCCGCGGAGACAGGGGCGCACGGAGAGGCGCGCACGGAGCUCUCCAGCGGAGAUGGCUCCUUGGCCCGAGAGCAACGCCACCUCCUGGGGGGACGCAACCACCAACUGCACGGGGGCCGGCAGCCUGAGCCAGCAGUGGGCCGUCGGGGCCGCCCUGAGCCUCACGGUGCUGGUGAUCGCGGCCGGCAACCUGCUGGUGAUCCUGGCCAUCGCCAAGACGCCGCGCCUGCAGACCAUGACCAACGUGUUCGUCACCUCGCUGGCCUGCGCCGACCUGAUCAUGGGCUUGCUGGUGGUGCCGCCGGGGGCCACCAUCGUGCUGAGCGGCCACUGGCCCUACGGCACCACCGUGUGCGAGCUGUGGACCUCGCUGGACGUGCUGUGCGUCACCGCCAGCAUCGAGACCCUGUGCGCCAUCGCCGUGGACCGGUACCUGGCCAUCACCUCGCCGCUGCAGUACGAGGCGCUGGUGACCAAGGGCCGGGCGCGGGCCGUGGUGUGUCUGGUCUGGGCCAUCUCCGCCUUCGUCUCCUUCCUGCCCAUCAUGAACCACUGGUGGCGGGACGGGGCGGACGAGGAAGCGCUGCGCUGCUACCAGAACCCGCGCUGCUGCGACUUCGUCACCAACAUGCCCUACGCCAUCCUCUCCUCCAUCAUCUCCUUCUACGUGCCGCUGCUGGUCAUGCUCUUCGUCUACGCGCGGGUCUUCGCCGUGGCCAGCAGGCAGAUCAGCCUCAUCGAGCGGGACAAGGUCCGCUUCCUCCAGGAGCCCCCCAGCCCCGGCGCCAAGGGCCCCCGCCGGAGGAGACCCUCCCGCCUCAUGGCCAUGAGGGAGCACAAGGCGCUCAAGACCCUGGGCAUCAUCAUGGGCACCUUCACCCUCUGCUGGCUGCCCUUCUUCGUGGCCAACAUCGUCAAGGUCUUCUACAGGUCCCUCGUCCCCGGCCAGGUCUUCCUCUUCCUCAACUGGCUGGGCUACGUCAACUCCGCCUUCAACCCCAUCAUCUACUGCCGCAGCCCCGACUUCAGGAGCGCCUUCAAGAAGCUGCUCUGCUGCCCGCGGAGCGCGGACCGCCGGCUGCACGCCGUCUCCAGGGACCUCCGCCGGUGCCCCUGCGCCUUCGCUUCCCAGGAGGCCUCCCCUGCGGACAGCAAGCCGCUGGAGCAGGGGCAGCAGCCCGGGCAGGCGGCGGAGGAGGACGGGGGAACCAGCAGCAGCAGCAGCCGCUCGAGUAGCAGGACUGAGAACAACCUCUCCUACCGCCAAAGCAAUGGGCAUGGCAAUGCCCAGCGCCCUCUUAGGGAGGCCCAGCUGCAGGGGACUCAGAUCACGCUGUGUCUGCAGCUGGAAGAAUUUACCUGCAAUGAAGCAAAAGCAGGUCCUUGAGUGUGCUUGAAAGGGAAGGAAAAAGAGAAGAGUGAAUGUGUCAAAGCCCUCUACUGGGCUGUUGAUCUUGGCUUGUGUGCCAGCUACUAUCCACCUGAAAAAAGGAAUUAGACAUGUAGAUCCAUAGUCUUUUUACUUUUGAUGUUGACUCAGGUAUUUUGAACGCACAUACUUUAAUUUCCUUACUGUUUCUCCAGGCUUGGACAUAGUGUAGAGGAAACUGUGCCUUAUAGAAAAAUGAUACAUAGGAGAGGCAUGUCUUAAAACAAUUUUUCCUGUAUGCAUGGCAAAAGUGUAGGAAAGAGGUGGCCUUUUGCUGUCAUUAGUUGUUUUCAGCAAAAGCCCUUGACAAGUGUUGGAAUUAUAUCAGGGUCCCAGUGGGCUAAGCCUAGAUAAUUUACUAUGACCUCAAUAUCUCUAGUGAUGGCUAGCUAGAGUCAGGUCUAGAAACAGCCCCAGUGCCUCUUGUGAUGUGAAGUUGGACUCAAUAUAAGAGACCUCCCUCUCCAGGGCUAGGCAGCUGAAUUCCAGUACUGCUCAGGACACUAAUUAGAUGAAGAACUGACCGACCUAAAUGUGAACAGUGUGUGUAAUCUUCAAAGAUGUUCCAAGGGAAGAAGGCAUGAAGAUGUUUCCUGAAUAGAUUGCAAGAGAAAUUACUACCUCAGAAGCAGUACUUCAGAAUGCAGCUGGAGUUUGACUUUGGUAGCCAGACGUGGA